Messenger RNA from Suillus subaureus, 1107 nucleotides. RefSeq lists its product as uncharacterized. Bases 1 to 1107 code for a protein of 368 amino acids. Lineage: Eukaryota; Fungi; Basidiomycota; Agaricomycetes; Boletales; Suillaceae. The transcript has 11 exons. The record is from RefSeq and is a predicted model, not a curated record.
AUGCCUUCUGCCAGCUUGCUCCUGAUGUGUGCAACAUUUCACCCUACUUCCAUAGAUCCAACUGGUUCAUUGUUUCACUGUACAAGGGAUCUGUUCAAGGCACUGCUGCUCAUCAGUCAUCAGCAACAGGUUGUCAUAGAUGAUGAUGGCAUUGUUGUGACAAACAGACCCUCAGCCUAUGAAACAGGUCUCCUGGCUGACCUGUCUGGCAAGACAGCUGAUUACCUGAAUGUUAGGUUGAAUUUGAAAUUUGAAAUAGCCAAGUGCAACUCUGAUCCAGCAUCAUCAGAAGGGUUAAGCGGUAAUGUAAUGGUGAUGUAUCAGGAACUGUUCCACAGCCAAUCUGCCAAGGAAAAUUAUCAUUCCAAUCAUCUUCAAAUGGCUAAAUUGAUGGCUUACCACUGGUCCAAUUUUGCUCCACUAUUUGACAUUACCCAUGAAUCAUGGCAAGUGUCGAAUUUGCAAGUUGUUUUGCAUUGCAGUGCGACAUCAGCCUGGGCCAUGCAGGACCAUGAGCAACUCAUCAAACAGGCAUACCUAUGGAAUUUGCAACCUUCUCAAUCAUUCAAAUAUAGAGGGAUCUCCAAAUUUGCACAACAAUGCAAGGAUAAGCAUGGCCCUUUGGUGCACCUGAUGAUCACUUUGGGCAGAAAUGCAGGUCUAGCUGCAGCAGUUGUAGUGCAUGUUUUGAGAGUGAAAUGCAGCAUUCCUUCCCAUCAGUGCUCUCCAAAAGGAGGGCACAAAGAUGGUAACAACUGGAGAAUUCUACUCCCAAACACUCACUGUGCUCUGAGAUGCCAUGAAGAAAGAUGCAAAUGUCAUCUUAGUGUCCUAGUGCCUGCAUAUGAUUCACCUGUCAUCUGGGAUGGUUGUUCACCCAUGGCAACUGAGAUGCAGAGACAACUUUCCAAGCAGAUCCUGAACUGCUGCAUGCAUACCUCUGAUUCCUGCCUAAUCAAAGUGCCAGUUGUGGCACUUGAAACCACUGGCUUGAAUGGCUUUUACAAUGCCAUUGCCAUCAAUGCCUGGAACUUUACUUCUAAAGUCCCCAUCAUACCUUCCACUGAAGUGGAGGACAGUUCUCUGUAUACUGUUGAAUACCUUUGA